AUGAAAGUCUGGAAAUUCUGUCUCUUCCUCAUCUUUCCACUUCUAAGUUCAUCGCUCGGAGAGGACACAGUGGCAGAAGACAUCGGCGUCCAUCAACUGGAGCGCUUAGUGGAGUUGCUGACAUCUAAAGAGUGUGAGGACCUUCUGUCCGCCCUCUCUCACCCAGAGGAGAACAUCUUCCAGCAACUUGAGCGCCUCUCGCCAGAGAAGAAUCAACUGGAUCUUAAGCCUCGAGCUAAGAGAGAUGCCUCUUCUGCUGUGGAUAGUGAAGCUCAGUGCCGGACAGCCCUGACAGACUGGCUGCUGAGGUACGGCGAGCAGACCUACUACGACAGGCUUUCUCGGGCCUUGCGGCACAUCGGCAGAGCAGACAUCGCCAUCGAAGUGGGGAAGAACAUCAACCAGGACAAAGCCUUGAGCAUGAAACGCUACGUUGACGAUUAUCACAAAUACGUGAGCUCUUUAAACCUCCCAUCGGUCCAAUCAGAAGGGAAACACCGCCAGCGUGAAGGCCGGAGGGUCAGAAAGAGAAAUGUGAGAGAUCUGACGUGGCGUGACCUGGAUCUGAUUGUGGAGAGGGAUUCUGUUCCUUUGUACCAGAAGGGGCCUUUGGAUGUAGCUCUUCCUCUCUUGUAUGGCAUCCUGCUGGGCUUCGGAGGCACCUUGCUUGCAGGCUACCUCAUCCUCCUCGUCGGCAUCCACACCUUUCGCAGGAACCAGCAGAGCCGUCGCCCUUCGGUCACUAGCAGUUCCGCCGGUGAGCUCAUAGUCGGAGAUGCGAUGCUGGAGGACGCAGCUUCUGGGAGCUCAGAUUAG
Molecule: messenger RNA, 816 nt
Organism: Xiphias gladius (swordfish)
Lineage: Eukaryota; Metazoa; Chordata; Actinopteri; Istiophoriformes; Xiphiidae
Product: transmembrane and death domain protein 1-like
Exons: 5
Coding region: 1-816 (271 amino acids)
Biological process (GO): signal transduction
Molecular function (GO): protein binding
Source: RefSeq, a predicted model, not a curated record